Molecule: messenger RNA, 3528 nt
Organism: Linum trigynum
Lineage: Eukaryota; Viridiplantae; Streptophyta; Magnoliopsida; Malpighiales; Linaceae
Source: the annotation of a GenBank genome assembly
CACUUCACUGUUACAUUUUUGUUUGCUCUUCUCACACAUUUCACGAUCGCUAAUGUCUUCGCACGUUCCUUAGUGCGAGCCAUAGAUUUUGUGGGGUAAUCGUCCUUCCCAGGAUUAGUUGAAUUUGAACGAGUAAGUAGCAUCCGUUUCUUGUCUCACACGGUUUGCAUGCUUUGUCUGUUUGUCUUACGACUUCUUAAAGAUGCCUUUUGCUUGUGGAUAUAUUUCUCUGCUUAGCUAUAGCAGUGUGGCUCCUGACUCUGCUCGCUCUUAUAUGUCUUCAUCUCUGUCUCUGUCCUUUUACCAGAAAUUUGAAGAAGCUAAAAACCUCUGUUCCCAGACUUCACAUUGGUAGAUCCUGUAGCUGUGGUUAAUUUCUGGUGGCAAGGUAGGAUCUUAUUUUGGCCUCUCUUGCUGUGGUUGAUGAAAGUUCUUCUGGGUCAGAUCCUUUUGGGUCUCAAGGUGGUUUCUUGGGUUUAUUUUACCUUAAUUGGCUGCUUGAUGGUACCUUAGGAGGUUCGCAAUGUGGAAGAGUGUUGUUGAAAAUACUUGAGUUUCAGGGGUGUUGAUAUGUUGUUGGAAGUUCAGUUCCAACAUUAGUCAGUGGAUAAAUGUUGGUCUUGCAGAGUGCUAGUUUUACAGGCUUGAACUCCAUGUUCAUAAUCCAGGCUAGUGGUCUUUAGUUUCCUGCGUUGUUGAACGACUUAUAAAAUUUCAGCUAUCCGUCGUCCUUAUAUAAUUUUAUGAUUUGCAUUUCGUUUCUUAUUGGAGGAGUGUAGAUCCCAUACAUGCAAAAACUGGUUUCAGCUAUGGCUCCAAUGGCAAAUGACAUUUUUUAUUCAUUUCAAUUCCGAGUUGAGAUAAGCUUCUGUCAUUCUGUGAAUGAGAAAAAGAGAAUGUGUGAUUUCCUUGUUCAUGUUGGCUCCAUGGUUAUGGAUUUUCAUAUAUUUGAAGAAUGGAUUAUUAUCUAACCAAAGCGGAAAUUUACAGGCGUGAAUGCUGAUCUUCCUUCGCAACAAUAAGCUUAGAAGAAGCUAUGGCACAUGAGUCUAAAGUUCCACUGUUGAAGAAGCAAUACUACGAGAACUGUCCUGGUUGUAAAGUCGAUCAACUUAAAGAGGCGAAAACCGGGUGGCCUGUUAGAGAGCUCAUCUCCAUAUGGAUUCUUGUCCUUUCUACAACUCUGCCAAUAUCAUCUCUCUUUCCAUAUCUUUAUUUUAUGGUUAGGGACUUUAAUAUCGCAACUCGAGAAGAAGAUAUUGGUUAUUAUGCAGGAUAUGUUGGUUCCUCGUUUAUGCUUGCCAGAGCUGUGACAUCUGUCAUCUGGGGUGUCGUGGCUGAUCGCUAUGGCAGAAAGCCUGUUAUAUUGCUAGGGACUUCUGCAAUGGUUGUUUUGAACAUUCUCUUUGGCCUCAGUGUAAACUUCUGGAUGGCGGUUACUAUGAGGGCUCUUCUUGGUUGUCUAAAUGGUUUAAUUGGAACAAUAAAGGCCUAUGCAAGUGAAAUUUUCAGAGAAGAUCAACAAGCCCUGGGUUUGUCCACGGUUAGCACAGCCUGGGGUAUUGGAUUGAUCAUUGGCCCUGCUCUUGGAGGUUUUCUGGCCCAGCCAGCAGAAAAAUACCCAAAUGUAUUUUCCCAGGACUCUUUGUUUGGGAGAUUUCCCUACUUAUUACCCUGCGUCGCUAUAUCAAUUAUCACACUUGGAGUAACCAUUGCAUCAUUAUGGAUUCCGGAAACAUUGCAUGUCCACAAGGAGGAGAGGACUUCAGUAGAUGACUCUUAUGAUGCUUUAGAAACUGCUGCAUCUGGUGAUGAUGGAAAGAGACCAGCUGUUGCGCAAAGCCUUCUGAGGAAUUGGCCUCUGAUGUCAGCUAUCAUCGUUUACUGUGUCUUCUCGCUCCAUGAUAUGGCCUACUCAGAGAUAUUUUCAUUAUGGGCGGUCAGCCCCCGAAAGUUGGGUGGACUUGGGUACUCAACAGCUGAUGUGGGUGAAACUCUAUCUGUCUCAGGUCUUGGACUUCUUGUGGUCCAACUUUCUCUAUAUCCAUACAUGGAGAGGCUACUUGGACCCGUAAUGGUUUCCCGUCUUGCUGGGGCUUUGUCAAUUCCGUUAUUGGCAAGUUACCCUUUCUUGGCAAGAUUUAAGGGUUUUACUCUGCAUCUUCUGUUGAAUUGUGCAUCUAUAUUGAAGAAUCUUCUAGCUGUGUCCAUUGCUACUGGCUUAUCUAUUCUACAAAACAAAGCAGUGGAGCAACACCAGAGAGGAGCUGCUAAUGGAAUUGCUAUGACAGCAAUGUCUCUUUUCAAAGCUUUUGGCCCUGCUGGCGGGGGUGCUCUAUUUUCUUGGGGAGAAUCACGUCAGGAUGCUGCUUUCUUGCCCGGGAAUCAAAUGGUUUUCUUCAUACUGAAUGUGGUGGAAGCAAUUGGGGUGUUAUUGACGUUCAAGCCUUUCUUAGCACAACGCCGGUAGUCGUAGUAGUCAACAAGAACCUAUAGCCUCGAUCUGAUGGUAAAGCUGAAGUGAAAUAUAGCCAGUAGAGCACAAGACAGCACAACCUUUUGUGUAUUAUUAUUAAUUAGGUUGUAUGUAAGGUCGAUAGGGUAGGAGUGAAGAAAGUUACUCUCCUUUGGGGGAGGCUUGUGAUGAUUCGAUAUAUUGGUGGCCAGCAGUUUGAUCUUUGUGGUCAAAGAAAAUCAAUUUGCUUGCUUGGUUUAUCGAAUUCAUCACCAUAUGGCAUGCAGUAGUAUGCAAAUGCAUUUCCCCUCGGAGAAGACCCGCGCGUUUGGGUGAUUUAAGUGUAAGCCCAUGGGCCCAAAGAAAAAGGCCCACAAUAACUUACGAGCAGUCCAACUGGACAACGAAAGAGCCCAUUGAAGAAACAAACAACAAAAGACGUAUAUCCUUUACGGGUUCGUUUGGAAGUUGCGAUUGUUUUGUUAAGAUUGUCAUUAUGCAUGUAUUGUUUACAAUGCAUUAUUUUUUGUUUUUGUUUUUUAGCAGAAACAAUACAUGGAUUGUUUCUAUGAUGUGACAGAAACAAUCACUCAUUUUGAGUGAUUGUUAUAUCUCAACUUUUAGUUGUGAUUGAUGAGAUAGUUGAGUUGAGAUUGUUUUGUCUCAGCUUUUAGUUGAUGCGGCAUACACAAUCACAUACCAAAAGUUGUAUUUUACAAUGCAUCAAAUUCGACAAUACAUGUAUAAUAUUGUACAUGCAUUCUCAACAAUACAUCUAUUUAACAAUCGCAACUUCCAAACGACCCAUACAUGUGUCGAGGUUCCACUCUUCCCCCCAGUUCAUACAAUUUGAGAGCUAUAAUUAAUAUUUUGGAAUUUUGAGAUAAUCAGGUAAAUCUUAUUUCGAUAUCAAUGAUUUAUUAGGACCAAUUUUAAAUGUACGCUUUUUUGGGUGAUAUGAACUGAGUUCUUGUAAUUUCUGAAAUUAGAUAUGCUCAAGUGUGGAGUAGUACGAAAGUGAGUGAUUUUAUAAAAAGUCUAAAAAACUGUAGAAAUAUAGAACCAAAAUGGAC